Messenger RNA from Mytilinidion resinicola, 1026 nucleotides. RefSeq lists its product as uncharacterized. The record is from RefSeq and is a predicted model, not a curated record. The transcript has a single exon. Bases 157 to 756 code for a protein of 199 amino acids. Lineage: Eukaryota; Fungi; Ascomycota; Dothideomycetes; Mytilinidiales; Mytilinidiaceae.
AGGCUUUGGGAGCUGUGCAGCUAUUGACGCUAGUUCCGUGAUUCGAGGCUUGUAAGCCGGGUUGGUUCGCAAGUUCGGAAGCGGAGAGCGAGAAAUAGUAGAUCGUGAUAUCGCUCGAAACAGGUUCGGUGGUGGAAGCGGAGGGAGUUGGACAAUAUGACGUCCAGUGAGAGAGUAGAGAACAUCAGCUACCAGAAUCAGGUCGGCGAAAGCGUGAUGCUAUAUGAGUGUGAGAGUCGCGCAGUCUGUGUCAUUCGGAACCGCAACCACCUCUGCCGCAAAUGUAAUCGCCGCUUCAGCACCAGGAGCCGUCUCGAACAGCAGCUCAAGAAGUGGUGUUCGACGCAUCUAAGACCCCGACAAUCGCUUGGGUCAGACAAUUGCUGGCCAUCUGACUUCUCCAGGUUUCGAAUCUCUGGUGAGGCGAAGACAUCUCGUUCCUCAUGCUCUUCAAAUCUGCCUCCAAACUCCAAUUGUCUACCACUCUGGUAUCUCAGGGUCGAAUUGCAGUGUCGCUACUAUGAGGUGAUAGAGCAGGUCUUUUCUCGAAGACUUGAAAGUGGUGGUUUUAUUGCGCAGAGCGAAGGGCGGCGCUCAGCCCGCUGCGGAAGUGCGCCUGUCACGAUGAAUGUAGUAGAGGGGUUUUUUUUUCUUACAAGUAAGCAAGACUCCCGUCGCAGGUGGCAUUUGAGGCUCAGAUUCAUUCGUGGAGAGAUAAGUGGAAUGCAGGUGGCUGGUACAUUAGAAAGAGCGUGAGUGAGAUAUGAGAGUAAGAUAUCGGCGGACAGUUCCCGUGGGCACGUGUGUGGUGUGAGGGUUUGCACAGCAGUGCAGCGAUCCUAAGGGUAUAUAUUUUGAAAUAUUUUGGCAGUUCUCAAAUUAUCUUUGCGGGAAUGCGGAAUGCGGGAUGCGGGGUGCAGACAUGCUGGAGAUUGUGCAGUGGUGAACACUAAUAUCUUCUCCAUAAUACAGGUACAGCGCUGAGCACACUUGUCGGUAUCUGUCGGUAUCUGUCGAUAUCUGUCG